Molecule: messenger RNA, 1314 nt
Organism: Rotaria sordida
Lineage: Eukaryota; Metazoa; Rotifera; Eurotatoria; Philodinida; Philodinidae
Source: the annotation of a GenBank genome assembly
AUGGUAGCUGGUCCAAUUAUCCUUGCUUAUUUUACUGCUUGGUCAAUUUAUCAACGUUCGUAUUUUGUCAGUGAUAUUCCAGGAGAUAAAAUUACACAUAUAAAUUAUGCAUUUGCAAAUAUUGGUUCAGAUGGACGUAUUACUCUUGGUGACUCAUGGGCAGAUAUAGAGAAGACAUUUGCUGGUGACACAUGGGAUCAACCAUUGCGUGGUAAUUUUAAUCAAUUAAUUAAAUUGAAAGAAAAAUAUCCACAUUUACGUACACUUAUUUCUGUUGGUGGUUGGACAUGGUCAGGUAAAUUUUCGGAUGUGGCUCUCACUGAUCAAAGUCGAUCAACAUUUGCUGCUUCAUGUGUAGAAUUCAUUAAGAAAUAUGGUUUUGAUGGUGUUGAUUUAGAUUGGGAAUAUCCUGUUUCUGGUGGUUUGCCAAGCAAUAGUCGUCGUCCAGAAGAUAAACAAAAUUAUGUGCUUUUAUUAAAAGAACUUCGUCGUCAGUUGGAUGCUGUACCCAAUAAGAAAUAUUUGUUAACUGUAGCAACCGGAGCAGGUACUGAACGUAUUGCUGAUAUGAAUUUACCUGGUAUGGCUGCAUAUCUUGAUUGGUUCAAUGUUAUGACUUAUGAUUUUCAUGGUGGUUGGGAAACAAAAACAGGUCACAAUGCUCCAUUAUAUAAAAACAAUGAUGAAACAACAAGUGACACCGCUCCAUCAUUCAUCAAAUCAAAAUAUAAUUGUGAUGCAGCAAUUCAAGCUUAUAUUACAGCUGGAGUAUCUUCAACGAAAAUUCUUAUGGGUUUAGCUUUGUAUGGACGUGGUUGGCAAGGAGUAACAAACACAGCUCUUAACGGAUUUUCACAAACAGCAUCAAGUCAACUUCCGACUGGUACUUGGGAAAAUGGUAUUUAUGAUUAUGAUCAUUUGAAAAAAUCUUUUAUUUCAUCCAAUAAACGUUAUUGGGAUGAUCAAUCAAAAGUACCAUUUCUUUUCAAUCCAUCAACUGGUCUAUGGAUUAGUUAUGAUGAUGUUGAAUCAAUUAAUUUGAAAAAUAAUUAUAUUAAACAAAACAAAUUAGGUGGUGCCUUUUUCUGGGAAUUAAGUAGCGAUCGUCAGACAGAAUUGAUUGGUGCAACAUUCAAUGUAUUAAAUAAUGGUGUUAAACCACCAGUAGUAACUAGUUCAUCAUCGACUAAACCUUCUAUUACUAUAAAGGUUACGACGACAACAACAACUCAAUCAACCAAUCCAGGCAAUGCUUCUGAAUGGAAACCUCAUCAUUCAUAUUUGGUUAAUGAUCAAGUCAAAUGCAAUGAGUAG